CGGAGGCCUUAUAUCCAAUGGCGGUAGGGAUGCGGAAUUCUCGAUAAUUUUAUAUUUGGAUUGAGGAGGAGAUGAGGCGAAGAAUGAAGUUGCCAUCCCUGGUGUGGCUGUUGAUAUCUCCCAUUCGUUUCACGUCUCUCUUUUUAGGCUCUCCGAAAAUGCACGUUACCCGAAGCGUCAUCACAGUAAAACUGGUUUGUUACUUAUCUACCCCUAUCAAGGAACAUGUUGUCUGUUAUCCGUCUCCGCAGUUUUAUCCCUCGUCUGAAAACCAAAGAAAGAAGUCAAAAGAAGAAGAAGAAGAAGUGGGUUUGAUUUUGAUUCGCGGGAGAUAUGCAAAACAAGUGUUUUUGGGGGUUUAGAAGCGUGGUUCGGCGGAAGCAAGUUGAUUCAGUUCAUGUGAAAAGACAGGGAGAGGGCCAUCAUGAAUUGGCUAGGAUAUUAUGUGUCACUGACCUCAUUGCCAUUGGAGUUGGAGCUACAAUAGGUGCUGGAGUGUAUGUGCUUGUGGGAACAGUUGCAAGAGAGCAGGCAGGGCCUGCGCUUACCAUUUCAUUCUUGAUUGCUGGGAUAGCUGCUGCACUCUCUGCCUUUUGCUAUGCAGAGCUUGCUUGUCGCUGUCCGUCUGCUGGCAGUGCUUAUCACUAUUCCUACAUAUGUCUUGGAGAAGGUGUUGCUUGGUUCGUUGGUUGGGCUCUUGUUCUAGAAUACACUAUUGGUGCUUCUGCUGUUGCUCGUGGCAUUACCCCAAAUCUGGCCUUGUUUUUUGGAGGUCUGGAUAAUUUGCCUGCUGUUUUCGCCCGUCACACCAUCCCUGUGAUUGGUGUCGUGGUUGAUCCAUCUGCAGCAGUAUUAGUUCUUAUCGUCACUUUCCUCUUGUGUACAGGAAUCAAGGAGAGUUCAUUGGUACAGAUGAUUGUUACAUCAGUAAAUGUUUUUGUCUUGCUAUUCAUCUUGAUAGUCGGUGGAUAUUUGGGUUUCAAAAAUGGAUGGGUUGGAUAUGAACUUCCCAGCGGGUAUUUUCCCUUUGGAAUAAAUGGGAUGUUUACUGGCUCUGCUGUGGUCUUCUUUUCAUACAUUGGUUUCGAUUCAGUUACCAGCACAGCUGAGGAGGUGAAGAAUCCUCAACGGGAUCUGCCCCUCGGUAUAGCAAUAUCAUUGCUUAUAUGUUGCAUCUUGUAUAUGCUUCUAUCUGUUGUUAUUACCGGUUUAGUACCAUACUAUGCCUUGGAUCCAGACACUCCCAUCUCCUCAGUAUUUGCCGGCUAUGGCGUGCAAUGGGCAGUGUAUAUUAUAACAACUGGAGCAGUUACUGCUCUCUCUGCAAGUUUGUUGGGUUCGAUUCUUGCCCAGCCACGGAUCCUGAUGGCAAUGGCCAGAGAUGGAUUGUUGCCUUCAUUUUUUUCAGACAUUAAUAAAAACACCCAUGUUCCUGUGAAGAGCACUGUUGCAACUGGUAUCUUUGCAGCAGUUUUGGCAUUCUUUAUGGAUGUUUCACAAUUGGCUGCAAUGGUUAGUGUUGGUACCCUUUUUGCAUUUACUACCGCAGCAGUUUCAGUCUUGAUACUUAGAUAUGUUCCUCCAGAUGAGGUGCCCCUUUCAUCAUCACUUCAAGAGGCUAUUAAGUCAGUAUCAUCACGAUUAAGUUGCAAUAUUCAAGAAAGUGACAGCAAAAACCUUCAGAAUUCUGCCGGCUCAUCUGAGAAUGAGAGUCACAAUCUACAUGAAAUUGGGGAGGCAUUACUCGGCUGUCCUCCGAUUGAGAAAAGCAUAUCACAAGUAGAUCUAAAUGAACAAACAAGGCGAAAAAUUGCUUCCUGGACCAUAACCUGUCUCUGUAUAGGGGUUUUUAUCCUUGCAUUCGCAGCUUCAGCUAAAGGUCUUUCCAGCACUCUUCGUUUCACAUUGUGCGGGCUGUGUGGAAUUUUCCUGCUUUGCUGCUUGAUUGUGCUGUCCUGUAUAGGUCAAGAUUUUGCAAGGCACAGUUUUGGACACACCGGAGGUUUCACUUGCCCAUUUGUUCCAUUCUUACCUGCUGCUUGCAUUCUCAUAAAUACUUACUUACUUAUUGAUCUUGGAGCUGCGACAUGGAUCCGCGCCUCUGUAUGGUUUGCCAUAGGAGGAUUGACAUAUUUAUUUUAUGGCCGGACGCAUAGUUCACUUUCGAAUGCAAUUUAUGUUCCCUUGGCUUAUGCUGAUGAAAUCUAUCGUUCCGACUCGCAACAUCAUCUGACCUAGCCUUUGUACAAGGCCUGAGGCGAGAAGUGUGUUUUGUUGUAUUAAAGUCUGGACAGGCACAGUCGUCUCAUCGUAUACUAGUGCAUGUAGUAGUGUUCUUGAUGUGCUAUGGCAACUGUUGUGGAGAAACAUGUAAUAGCUAAGAUUGUAUCUCAUCCUCUUUGAAAUGUCAAAGGUAGGUCGUAGAGAAAACGUGUACAUUCUUAUCUAACAUUUCCAUAAUAAUAAAUAUCUAUAACCACAACA
Rosa rugosa (rugosa rose) is the source of this 2484-nucleotide messenger RNA. RefSeq names its product cationic amino acid transporter 4, vacuolar. Gene Ontology annotation, biological process: amino acid transport; transmembrane transport. The transcript has 13 exons. Gene Ontology annotation, cellular component: membrane. Gene Ontology annotation, molecular function: amino acid transmembrane transporter activity. NCBI's taxonomy places the organism in Eukaryota, Viridiplantae, Streptophyta, Magnoliopsida, Rosales, Rosaceae. Bases 334 to 2238 code for a protein of 634 amino acids. The record is from RefSeq and is a predicted model, not a curated record.